CCCGAAUUGAUGAUUUCUCCUGGUUGAAAAUUUAUUUUCGAAUCUCCAUGAAUCGAAUCUCGAUUACCCAUUUCAAAGCUUCUGGUUUCUCGUAGAUUUUGGUUCCAGUCCUUUGGUGCCCAGAAUCUAACUCCCCUCUUUGUCGGGUCUUUCCGCGUUUUCUGGUUCCGCAGUUUCUGGAAGUGAAAGUAUAAGAGACUGUAAUGGCGUUCUGUAGCUUUGGUUCAGCUUGUGGUCGACUCCCGUUGCAAGGAUUAUCACUCUACGGGAGCCCCGAUGAUUUUACAUGCUUUUCGGUACUUGGACUUCCAGAUUGCGGUAGUUCUCUCUCGCUGAAGGCAAAAAGGUUGAGUUUUUGCGUCUGGGCAAAGGUUAUAAUGGUGGAUUGUGGGGAAUGCUUAGAGAAGCAGGCCAGACAUCUUGUUGGAUCUCCGCGAGCUGCUGUUAAGAGGAGAGAGAUUAAGAAGGUGCAGAGGACAGAGCAUCAUUUGUGGAAGAAGAGGGAUUCUGCACGGUCGGGGCAAAAAGCAGCUAACCUUGUCAGAAUGCUCUCUGGCCUCCCAAAUGAAAAGGAGGCUGUUUAUGGUGCUUUGAACAAAUGGGUAGCUUGGGAGAUCGAAUUCCCUGUGAUUGCUGCAGCUAAAGCUUUACGAAUCUUGAGGAAGAGAAAUCAUUGGCGUCGUGUGAUCCAAGUGGCUAAGUGGAUGCUGAGUAAAGGCCAGGGCGCAACAAUGGCAACUUAUGAUACCCUCUUAUUGGCAUUCGACAUGGACCAGAGGGUAGAUGAGGCAGAGUCAUUGUGGAGCAUGAUUCUGCACACGCACACACGUUCCAUCCCUAAACGCUUGUUCUCUAGGAUCAUUGCACUGUAUGCCCAUCAUGACCUUCAGGAUAAGGUUAUCGAGGUGUUUGCAGACAUGGAGGAGUUAGGCGUGAGACCAGACCAAGACACGACAAAAAGAGUGGCGCGCGCAUUUAGGGAACUAGGCCAAGAAGAAAAGCGGAAACUUGUUCUUAGAAGGUAUCUCUCUGAGUUCAAGUAUGCUCACUUCAAUGGAGAACGGGUUAGAGUUAAAAGAUACUUUUCUGAAGAAGAUUAACUUUUUUUCCAUGAACACACAUAGUGUGUGUGUGUAUAUAUCUCAAACAACAAUCUUUGAUUUCUUUGGGAAAAGAAAGUGAUUCUACUUCUUUCA
This is a messenger RNA of Tarenaya hassleriana, 1196 nucleotides long. RefSeq names its product pentatricopeptide repeat-containing protein At4g18975, chloroplastic. Gene Ontology annotation, molecular function: protein binding. Lineage: Eukaryota; Viridiplantae; Streptophyta; Magnoliopsida; Brassicales; Cleomaceae. The transcript is spliced from 7 exons. The record is from RefSeq and is a predicted model, not a curated record. The coding region runs from base 204 to 1100 and encodes 298 amino acids.